Staurois parvus is the source of this 314-nucleotide messenger RNA. The record is from the annotation of a GenBank genome assembly. NCBI's taxonomy places the organism in Eukaryota, Metazoa, Chordata, Amphibia, Anura, Ranidae.
UUAACCACUUCCAGUGCGGACACUUUUACCCCCUUCCUGUCCAGCCCAAUUUUCAGCUUUCAGUGCUAUAGCACUUUGAAUGACAAUUGUGAGAUCAUGCAACACUGUACCCAUAUGAAUUUUUUUAUUUUGGUGGUAUUUAUCAACCACUGGGAUUUUUAUUUUUUUGCUAUUUUGAAAAAAAGUGUUUUUCCUAUAAAAUUUUGCAAAUAAAUAAUCUUUCUUCAUAAAUCUUGGCCAAAAUGUAUUCAGCUAUCCUUUUAGUAAAAAAAAAAAUAAAAUAACUAAAAUUAGUUUAUAACCAAAAAUUAUAA